Messenger RNA from Siniperca chuatsi (mandarin fish), 1564 nucleotides. Its product is annotated as dual specificity phosphatase 29-like. The transcript is spliced from 4 exons. The record is from RefSeq and is a predicted model, not a curated record. The coding region runs from base 192 to 812 and encodes 206 amino acids. Gene Ontology annotation, molecular function: protein tyrosine/serine/threonine phosphatase activity; MAP kinase phosphatase activity. Gene Ontology annotation, cellular component: cytoplasm. Gene Ontology annotation, biological process: protein dephosphorylation; negative regulation of MAPK cascade. Lineage: Eukaryota; Metazoa; Chordata; Actinopteri; Centrarchiformes; Sinipercidae.
CGUCACAGAGCGGUUAUACAAUCUGUGCCCUGACUUGAGCCUGCCAGAAUUAAACCUUACCAUGUUCUGCCUUUAAGGACUGCUUCACAACAAGCUGCCAGAAUGAUGAAAACAAAAUUUUCAAGCAGGAAGACGAAAGACUUCAAUCUCUUGCUAAUAAAUCAUGUGUGAAAGGAAGCCACAGUGAGAAAAUGGCUUCUCACAAGUCAAAGACUGGCACCAAGAUAAAUGUUACAAAGGCAGCAGAGGAAUCCAGUCCAGUGGAUGAAUAUGUCACACCUGGGGGCUAUGAGCUGGAGAAAAUCCUAAACUGUGGGAGUGUGGCUUACACUCAUGUCAACGAGGUCUGGCCUAAUGUCUACAUUGGGGACGAGCAGACUGCAAAGGACAAGUAUAAUCUGAAGAGGUUGGGGAUUACGCACAUCUUGAAUGCAGCAGAAGGGACGUGGAACAACGUGGACACCGGAGCUGGUUACUACAGUGACAUGGACAUUGUCUACUAUGGCGUUGUAGCAGAAGACGUCACAACCUUUAACCUCAGCCAGUAUUUCUCCUCUGCUGCCCGGUUUAUAGAAGAAACACUGAGAAAUCCUCAGAAUAAACUGCUGGUGCACUGUGUGAUGGGAAGGAGUCGGUCCGCCACACUUUUCCUCGCCUACCUCAUGAUCUGUGAGAACAUGACGGUGGUCGACGCCAUCGAGCAUGUGAAAAAACGCAGGCGGAUCAUCCCCAACUGGGGCUUCCUGAAACAGCUGAGAGAGCUGGACAUGCAACUCCUGGAGAAAAGGGAAAACUCUACAGAGCAGAGCUGAUUGUAGGACUCGUGGGGCAUGUUGAGCCUCAGCUCAAGCCUCAAGUCAUUGGAGACAAGUUCAAGUCAAGCCUCAAGUCAAAUAAAGCCUCAAGAGACAAAUAAAACUCUCUGGUUAUUCAGGACAAGUCCAAGUCACGUCAAAAGUCAUUCAGGACAAAUUGAAGUCAAGUCUCAAGUAAAUUAGAGCAAAUCUCAAGCCAAGUCACAAGUAAUUAGAGACAAAUCCAAGUCAAAAGUAUUUUGAGACAAGUUCAAAUUAAAUCUCAAGUCAUUCAAGACAAGUCCAAGUCAAGUCACAAGUAACUUGAGAUAAGUUCCAGUCAAGUCCCAGGUCACAGCAACUCUCAAGUCAUGAGUGACCAGUCCCAGUCAAAUAAAAUCAAAGUAAUUCAAUACAGGUCCUAGUCAAGUACCAAGACUAUCACAGCAAGUCUCAAGUCAAAUUUAGGUCUCAAGUAAUUUGAGACAAGUCCUAGUCAAGUCUCAAGUCAUUCAAGACAAGUCAAGUCGCAGGUCUAUCACAGCCAGUCUCAAGCCAGGUUUCAAGUCACUGAAGACAAGUCCAAGUCAAGUUUCAAGUAAUUCGAGACAAAUCCAAGUUAAGUCUCAAGUCUACCAGUGCAAAUGUCAUCAAGUCUCAAGUCUUUGAGGGCAAUUCAAGUUAUGUCACAAGUCUAAAUAAAUGGUAAUAUACAAAACGUUUUGUAUGUUACCAGACAGAUGAUUAAGUAAACUCAAAUGAAUGGCAAA